Mustela lutreola (European mink) is the source of this 2619-nucleotide messenger RNA. It is a transcript of the gene TMEM25, whose product is annotated as transmembrane protein 25. The transcript has 9 exons. The record is from RefSeq and is a predicted model, not a curated record. Bases 263 to 1363 code for a protein of 366 amino acids. Gene Ontology annotation, biological process: negative regulation of excitatory postsynaptic potential. NCBI's taxonomy places the organism in Eukaryota, Metazoa, Chordata, Mammalia, Carnivora, Mustelidae.
GGCAAGGGAGGGACGGACCGGGAAGACGGCCCCUUUGGGGGAGGGGCGCCGCCCCGCGAGUCCGCGUGUGUGCGUGCGAGUGUCCGGCCCGGUGCGGGCUGCGCGGCGGCGUGCGGUCUCUGCGCCUGCGGGCCGGAGCCUGUUUGCCCCCGGGAGACGGCGCCCGGUUCUGCGCCCGUCGGUGUGUGCUGGCUGGGCUCCGGCCUUCGCCUGGGCGUCCUUGGCUUCGCCACUGCGGCCUGGGGCCUAGGCCUGAGGGACCAUGGCACUACCUCUGGGCCCAGCUGCCCUCCCGCACUCGCUGCUGCUCCUGCCAGCCCUUCUGAGCUCAGGUUGGGGGGAAUUGGCACCAGAAAUUGAUGGUCAGACCCGGGCGGAGCUGGCACUUCGGGAGAAUGAGCAGCACGCCUUCACCUGCCGGGUCGCAGGGGGGCCUGGAACCCCCCGAUUGGCCUGGUACCUGGAUGGACAGCUGCAGGAGGCCAGCACCUCAAGACUGCUGAGCGUGGGCGGGGAGGCCUUCUCCGGAGGCACCAGCACCUUCACUGUUACUGCCCAGAGGGCCCAGCAUGAGCUUAAUUGCUCCUUGCAGGACCCCAGCAGUGGCCGGCCAGCCAAUGCCUCUGUCAUCCUCAAUGUGCAAUUUAAACCAGAGAUUGCCCAGGUUGGGGCCAAGUACCAGGAAGCUCAGGGUCCAGGCCUCCUGGUUGUCCUUUUUGCUCUGGUGCGUGCCAACCCCCCUGCCAAUGUGACCUGGAUCGACCAGGAUGGGCCGGUGACUGUCAACGCCUCCGACUUCCUGGUGCUGGAUGCCCAGAACUACCCUUGGCUGACCAACCACACUGUGCAGCUGCAGCUCCGAAGCCUGGCCCACAACCUCUCUGUGGUGGCCACCAAUGACGUGGGUGUCACCAGCGCCUCGCUUCCGGCCCCGGGGCUUCUGGCCACCCGAGUGGAAGUGCCACUGCUAGGCAUCGUUGUGGCUGGAGGGCUUGCACUGGGCACCCUGGUGGGGUUCAGCACCUUGGUGGCCUGCCUGGUCUGCAGGAAAGAGAAGAAGACCAAAGGCCCCUCCCGGCGCCCAUCCCUGAUCUCUAGUGACUCCAACAACCUGAAACUCAACAACGUGCGGCUGCCACGGGAGAACAUGUCCCUCCCGUCCAACCUUCAGCUCAAUGACCUCACUCCGGAUUCCAGAGCAGGGAAGCCAGUUGAUCGGCAGAUGGCUCCGAAUAACAGCCGGCCGGAGCUGCUGGACCCAGAGCCUGGCGGCCUCCUCACCAGCCGAGGUUUCAUCCGGCUCCCCAUGCUGGGCUAUAUCUAUCGAGUGUCCAGUGUGAGCAGUGAUGAGAUAUGGCUCUGAGCGGGGCGAAAUGGGGGGUACCUUCUUGGCUCCUGGGCACCCCCCCCACGGCCACCUCUGCCUGGCCCUAUUGCCACUGGGAAGAGGUCAUGCCGCUGCUGCUUUGGCUUGCCCUCCUGGUUGAGGCACCCUCUGUGUCAUCCACAUGACGUUUGUCACUGGGAUUUGACCCUCAGGGGCACAGGUGUCUUGGCAGAGCCACCAUCUGGACCUCAGCCCCUUGUUCUACCUUAGGUAGGGGGGCCUUCAGGCUCGUGCACCCCGGCAGCUGGAGCUCUUUAUGCAGGUGUGUGUGCGGUUGUCUGGCCUCUGAGUGUGGUCUGGCCCUGCCGGCCUGGGCCUGCUUUGGGCCACACACCAGUAGUCGUAGCACUUUGUACAGCAGGCACAGGACAUUCCUGGUGGGGGGGCAGGGAGGGCCCUGCAUGUCUUCAGUUUCCUCCCCAUGCUGUGCAGCUUUGUUCCCUCAGGGAAAAUUUAGGACCCUGAUAGCUGUAUCAAACCAAACUGCCCUUUGCACGGAAACCAACCCCUGGCCCAGGGGCAGGGGCCAAGCACAAAUUUUGCUGCAUACCUCUUUGCCCUUCUCUUGUCUCCGUCUCCUCUUGGGCAUUGUAUAUUAUACUUUGGACCUUCUGCAUUUCUCCACUGGGCACUAGACUUCUCCAUUGACCUAAGCCUGGCGGUGCCAGGGCCCGGUGUUAGCACAAGUCAGGAGGAAAAGAGGGAGGCAGGAAGUCCAGUGGCACCCCCAGCAGCACGUAGCUAUGCAUCUUUUUCUUAUGGUGUUGGCACUUUAAGCACAUCCCCUUGGUAGGGGGUUAGGGAGCACUGCAGGGCCUUCUCUGUGGCUUCCCCAAGUCUGGCCUUCCUCUGAUUCACUGUGAGUGCCCUGAGCCCUCAACCUAUUUUCACAAACCCCCACCAUGGGACCCCAUUGACCAGCCCCUAACUGCCUCAUCAGCAGGAAGGCCCACUCUUCCUGUGCCACCGUUGGUUCUUCAGGGGCUGUUGAUAGUGGCACAUUAUUUGACAGAGCUAGAAGCUUUUAGGGCAACAUGGAAAAAGAGGGGGGAACCAUGUACCCCAAAACAAUGUAAGAAUUCUUUGGAAAGCAACAUGGAAAUAGCAAAUUAUUAUAGUGCAGAGUAUAUUUUUCCCUUGUUGAUAACUUGUUUUAUAGUUUUUUUCAUGUUACUGCCUAGGACAGUGCUGAGCACACAAUAAAUUUAAUAAAUUUGGCUGAGUGAAUGUUA